Messenger RNA from Lates calcarifer (barramundi perch), 2146 nucleotides. It is a transcript of the gene habp2, whose product is annotated as hyaluronan binding protein 2. Gene Ontology annotation, molecular function: calcium ion binding; serine-type endopeptidase activity. The transcript is spliced from 11 exons. Bases 81 to 1595 code for a protein of 504 amino acids. Gene Ontology annotation, biological process: proteolysis; blood coagulation. The record is from RefSeq and is a predicted model, not a curated record. Lineage: Eukaryota; Metazoa; Chordata; Actinopteri; Centropomidae.
AUUUUAAAGUGAGGUGGAUGUAGUUUCAGUGCUCAAAAGUUGCAUUGCCCUCUUUUUCCACAACUCUGUUCUCUGCAGACAUGGAGUAUGAAGACUACACCACAGGCACCCCUGACAUUGUUUUGGAUGUGAACGACUGGUUAUUUGACCUCAUAGACGAGUCCAAUGUUUGUGAUCCAAACCCUUGCCACAAUGGUGGCUCGUGCCAAAGUAAAUCUGACACAGAAUUCGCAUGCUUAUGUAUUGAGCCUUACAUAGGCAAGAGGUGUCAAAAAGUCAGAAACGUGUGUGAAAAUGUCAAAUGUGGUCGUGGCGACUGUGUCGUCAACCUAAAUAAAUACCCAUUUUACGAGUGCAAGUGCACGCCUCCAUUCCAAGGCCCAGACUGCAAAUCAUUGCCAGCAUCUCCCUGUGACCCCAAUCCUUGCCAGAACGGAGGUUCUUGCAUAAAAAAGGAACGUCGUUUCCGCUGUGCUUGCCCUGAUGGAUAUACUGGCCGGUUCUGUGGAACUGCUCCCAGCGACUGUUAUGAAGGAAAUGGAGAGACAUACAGGGGUGUGGUCAGUAUGACACAGGAGGGGGUGGAGUGUCUGGACUGGCAUUCGAAUUUCAUUUUGUUAAACGGGGAGGAUCCUUUCCAGAUGUACUCUGACUUCCCUGGACUGGAAUAUAACAACCACUGCAGGAACCCAGAUGGGGAUGACAAGCCGUGGUGUUUUUAUAAACAGCAAAACAAACUGCAGUGGGACUACUGCAAAGUCAAGAAAUGCUCUGAAGUUCAGCCCAGUCCACCUACCACAGUCAAACCAGACCCAGGCUCCCAGUUCUCCCAGUGCGGGAUGUCCCUGCCUUCUCGCACCAGCAGAAUCUACGGGGGCAGCAAGUCUUUCCCCGGCGCCCACCCCUGGCAGGUGUCGGUGCAGGCCAGACCCAAAGGCUCGUCCUUUGGCUUUCGCCACCUGUGUGGUGGGAGCCUCCUCUCAUCCUGCUGGGUCCUCACUGCUGCUCACUGCAUUGAACCUGAUACUGACUACCAAGUGGUUUUGGGAGGAGUGACCCUUGACAAACAGGAGGAGAUGGACCAAACCAUCCCAGUAAUACAAACAAUUGCUCAUGAGAACUACAGGCAAACUCCUGCAGCAGUGUACAAUGACAUUGCUCUGCUUAAACUCAAAGUUAUGGACAGUCCUUACUGCGCAAAUGAAACUCGCUUUGUGAAGUCAGUGUGUCUACCAGACCAGACCUUCCCAGCUGGGAAGCAGUGUGUGAUCUCUGGAUGGGGAGCCACUGAGACCCAGAUAUACAGCAAACAGCUGUUAAGUGCUCGUGUUUUGCUGAUAUCUGACGAACGAUGUAAAGCUCCUAAUGUCUAUGGAAGUGUACUGGACAACAGCAUGCUCUGUGCAGGGACGUUACAGGGGGGCAUCGACUCCUGUCAGGGUGACUCGGGCGGCCCGUUGGUGUGUGAGCACAACAGCACGCAUUACAUCACCGGGGUGGUGAGCUGGGGCGAUGGGUGCGGUCAGAAGAACAAGCCCGGCGUCUACACCAACGUCUACACAUUCAUCGACUGGAUCAAGAGCAAGAUGAACUGAGCAACGUUACUGACACACCGCCCUGAGAAAAAGAGACGACAGCUCAGUUUGCCUUGAAAAAAGAAAACAAAAACCUGUUUAUUUCAUCAGCGAUAAAACCAAAGCAUUUACUCCGAGCCCAGCUUUGAGUUAAAAGAGGCACCGUUACAAAGCUGAACCUGCCAGACACGUCAUUUCAGUAAGCCUACACUUCUCUCUCACUGAGCCUAGCUCAAAGUGCACCUUAUUAUCAGACCUCGUGAGGAAACAGCAUGUUUUGCACGGCUGCAACAAGGUUCUGUCUGUGCCUCGUUCAUUUUGAACUUACAGCGCGUGUUCUCUAAAGAUAAAAAAACGCAAAUGAUGAAAAAAUCCUCUGAAGAGCUGGCCGUACAGCAAUCUCUGGUCCAGCUGUCUAUCUUCUGAACACACUCGGUAUACAAAACCAAAUGCAAAGUCUUCAUCCAGCAUUUCGUACAGUAUUACUUUUAUCCUACAACAGUCUGAAUUCAGUUUUUGCUUUAGAAACACUUGCAUUCAAGUUGAAAAUAAAGUUGUUUUUUUUUCCUGAA